CCGUAAAGCGUGGGCACGCCUAUAGAGGGCAAAAGACACAUGAUUUAGGUAAAGUGUUUUAUUUGUUGUUCAACAGUUUACAAAGCUAAGUACGUAAAGACCUGGGCAACCUCGACAUGAGGGUCAGGUAUGUAACGAGCAAAGCAGAAGGAAUUCCACCUGCCCAUUGACUUAAUCAAGUGGGCUGGUAUGUUGUGCCGAGAGGCUACUGAGGCCGCACCCAUGCGGAAAGAAUGUCAAGAUAUGGUUCUAGGAUCGUGCCCUGAUGCUGCCACUAGUGUGCGUAUAUGUUUGACAAAAGCGGCUGUUGUAAGUGGCCAGCUAUCGAGCAGCAGUAGUGGACUGUUGUGAGGUGCGUGCUGGUGGGCUAACUGUAAACUGUCUAAUACCGACACUGGACACCAUUUGUGUCCGGCCGGGAAGUAGGUGACCUGGACCUCCUGUCUUGAGGUUUUAGUGGACCCGUAAAACCCAAUCCGUAAAACCCAAGAUACAUGGCUGCCUUUUAUGGAAAUCCCAGAAAGAAGGAAACAUCAGAGAUCAUGAAGCGCUGCUCAGGAGAAGAUGGAGAGAUCAUGGAGCGCUGCUCAGGACAAGAUGGAGAGAUCAUGGAGCGCUGCUCAGGAGAAGAGGGAGAGAUCAUGGAGCGCUCCUCAGGAGAAGAUGGAGAGAUCAUGGAGCGCUCCUCAGGAGAAGAUGGAGAGAUCAUGGAGCGCUCCUCAGGAGAAGAUGGAGAGAUCAUGGAGCGCUCCUCAGGAGAAGAUGGAAAGAUCAUGGAGCGCUCCUCAGGAGAAGAUGGAGAGAUCAUGGAGCGCUCCUCAGGAGAAGAUGGAGAGAUCAUGGAGCGCUCCUCAGGACAAGAUGGAGAGAUCAUGGAGCGCCCCUCAGGAGAAGAUGGAGAGAUCAUAGAGCGCUGCUCAGGAGAAGAUGGAGAGAUCAUGGAGCGCUCCUCAGGAGAAGAUGGAGAGAUCAUGGAGCGCUCCUCAGGAGAAGACCUCCUUACCCCUAAUGUCCAUCCAGAUCUAUCCUAUAAUAAUCCCCCUGAUCAUCAGGAACCUUCUCCUGACCAACCACACAUUGUUACCACAAGGACAGAGAAGAAAGGGAGGAAAGGUUUUCACUGUGAUGAAUGUGGAAAAUAUUUCAGAAAUAGUUUAGGUCUUAUUAAACACAAACUAAGUCAUGAAAGAAGAAAGCCAUAUCCGUGUUCAGAAUGUGGGAAAUGUUUUGCAGGUAAAUCAACUCUUAAAAGUCAUAGGAGAAUUCACACAGGAGAAAAGUCACAUUCAUGUUCAGAAUGUGGGAAAUGUUUUACACAUAGAUCAGCUCUCAUUACACAUAGGCGAACUCACACAGGAGAGAAUCCAUUUUCAUGUUCAGAAUGUGAGAAAGCUGUAAAACGCAAAUCACAACUUGUUAUACAUGAGAGUUGUCACACAGGAGAAAAGCCAUAUUCAUGUUCAGAAUGUGGGAAACGUUUUACAAUUGCAUCAAAUCUUGUUGUACAUGUGAGAAUUCACACAAAAGAGAAGCCAUAUUCAUGCUCAGAAUGUGGGAAAGAGUUUACAAGCAGAUCAUCUCUUAUUACACACAGAAGAAUUCACACAGGAGAGAAGCCAUAUUCCUGCUCAGAAUGUGAGAAAUGUUUUACAACUAAAUCACAUCUUGUUUUACAUCAGAGAAGUCACACAGGAGAGAAUCUAUUUUCAUGUUCAGAAUGUGGGAAAUGUUUUACAACUAAACAAUAUCUUGUUGUACAUCAGAGAACUCACACAGGAGAGAAGCUGUAUAAAUGUGCAGAAUGUGGGAAAUGUUUUACACAGAAAUCAAAUCUUGUUACACAUAAGAGAAGUCACACAGGAGAGAAGCCAUAUUCAUGCUCAGAAUGUGAAAAAUUGUUUAAUCUAAAUCAGCUUGUUCUUCAUCAGAGAGGUCACACAGGAGAGAAGCCAUAUUCAUGUUCAGAAUGUGGGAAAUGUUUUAACCAUCAAUCAUAUCUUGUUACACAUAAGAGAAUUCACACAGGAGAGAAGCCGUAUUCAUGUUCAGAAUGUGGGAAAUGCUUUAAAUCUAAAUGGGAGCUUGUUCGACAUCAGAGAAGUCACACAGGAGAAAAUCAAUAUUCAUGUUCAGAAUGUGGGAAACGUUUUAAAACUGUAUCAAAUCUUUUUAUACAUGAGAGAAUUCACACAGGAGAGAAGCCAUAUUCAUGUUCAGAAUGUGGGAAAUGUUUUAACCAUAAAUCACAUCUUGUUACACAUAAGAGAAUUCACACAGGAGAGAAGCCAUAUUCAUGUUCAGAAUGUGGAAAAUGUUUUACAAGUGGAUCAAACCUUGUUACACAUAAGAGAAUUCACACAGGAGAGAAGCGAUAUUCAUGUUCAGAAGGUGGGAAAUAUUUUAUAAGGAAAACAGAUCUUGUUAUACAUGAGAGAAUUCACACAGGAGUUAAGCCAUAUUCAUGCUCAGAAUGUGGGAAAUGUUUUAUAAAGAAAUAAACGGUUACACAUAAGAGAAUUCACACAGGAGAGAAGCCAUAUUCGUGUUCAGAAUGUGGAAAAUGGUUUAAAUCUAAAUCAGAGCUUGUUCUACAUCAGAGAAGUCACAGAGAAGAAAAUCAAUAUUCAUGUUCAGAAUGUGGGAAACGUUUUAACACUGCAUCAAAUCUUUUUAUACAUGAGCAAAUUCACACAGGAGAGAAGCCAUAUUCAUGUUCAGAAUGUGGAAAAAGUUUUACAACUAAAUCAGCGCUGGUUCUACAUGAAAGAAUUCACACAGGAGAGAAGCCACAUUCAUGUUCAGAAUGUGGAAAAUGUUUUACAACUAAAUCAACGCUUGUUCUACAUGAAAGAAUUUACACAGGAGAGAAGCCAUGUUUAUGUUCAGAAUGUGGAAAAUGUUUUACAACUAAAACAUAUCUUGUUCUACAUGAAAGAAUUCACACAGGAGAGAAGCCAUUUUCAUGUUCAGAAUGUGGAAAAUGGUUUAAAUCUAAAUCAGAGCUUGUUCUACAUCAGAGAAGUCACACAGGAGAAAAGCCAUAUUCAUGUUCAGAAUGUGGAAAAUGUUUUACAACUAAUCAGCUUGUUCUACAUGAGAGAAGUCACACAGGAGAAAAGCCAUAUUCAUGUUCAGAAUGUGGGAAAUGUUUUACAUCUACAUCAAAUCUUGUUAUACAUGAGAGAAUUCACACAGGAGAGAAGCCAUAUUCAUGUUCAGAAUGUGGGAAAUGUUUUACAUCUACAUCAAAUCUUGUUCUACAUGAGAGAUGUCACUCAGGAGAAAAGCCAUAUUCAUGUUCAGAAUGUGGGAAAUGUUUUACAUCUACAUCAAAUCUUGUUAUACAUGAGAGAAUUCACACAGGAGAGAAGCCAUUUUCAUGUUCAGAAUGUGGGAAAUGUUUUAAUAGGAAAUCACAUCUUGUUACCCAUGAGAGAAUUCACACAGGAGAGAAGCCAUAGUAAUUUUAUGAUUGGGUGAAAUGACGAGGAUAUCCUAUCACAGAGGAUAAACCAGGUUCUUGUUUGGAAUGUGGGAAAGUAUUUACACCCCUGGGACCGCCCACAGCCCAUCAGUUCUAAUGCUAUAAAGCAUAGGAGGGCGGAGUCUAUAAUACAAGAUGAUAGCAUUAUAUUAGGGGUUUCCGAUGAUUCUUUAGGGUCAGGGAUUGUAUAGGGAGAUGGAGGGUCCGAUCCCUAUAUAACCCCGGGGUGAUUUGUAGUAAUAAUCGUCCCGUUCCUGGUGUGUGGGUGUGUUUGCACACCUGUGAGGGGAGAUGAGUGCGAUACGUGUGAACUCCUCACAUCUUACAGCUUUAUACACUUAGUUUGCAGUAGACGUCUCUUGAAUAUUCAUCUUUGUUCCUUCUAGUCUGUGAUGUAAAGUUGUAGGAAGACGCCUGUAUUAUCAUUAUGUGCUAUAUAUCUAUAUACACAAACUCCUUCCUGAUGAUUAACCCCUAAUGUGCUGGGGAUAUAGUUCAGCCUAUAGUCAGGUGAAGUCAUUUGUGAUUGUCAGGAAGGUUUUACCAUUAGCCUAUGUUCAUAUGUAGACGCUGACUAAGACCACUGUGCACCCGAAACCCGUCAGUCUU
Messenger RNA from Hyla sarda, 4093 nucleotides. Its product is annotated as zinc finger protein 271-like. Gene Ontology annotation, molecular function: RNA polymerase II cis-regulatory region sequence-specific DNA binding; DNA-binding transcription factor activity, RNA polymerase II-specific. Gene Ontology annotation, biological process: regulation of transcription by RNA polymerase II. The record is from RefSeq and is a predicted model, not a curated record. Lineage: Eukaryota; Metazoa; Chordata; Amphibia; Anura; Hylidae.